AUGGAUUCUUUGCCAUCAGUUUCACCAUCUAUAGUAACUCCGAUCCACCAUCACCGGAGGCGGCGGCAAAUUACUUUUUCCUCGACAUACAUCAAACCGGUUAACAACCUUGGUGUUUCUUCCGUGUCUAGCUUUUUAGACCCGAGAGAAUCAUUUAAAAGAAAACAAAAGGUCGCAGUUUCGUGUCAAUUGAGUGAAGGAAAUGAGAGGGAAGAUGAAAAUGAUAAGAGAGAUGAGGAGUUGGAGAGGGCGCUGCGCAUGGACGGUACGAUUCCGGGGAGUUCUAUCGAGUUUGUGAAGCAAGUGUCAUCACGCGCUUACGACAUGCGUAGGCAUCUUCAGCAGAGUUUUGAUAGCAGUAGCUACGAUGUAUUGGAGGCCGACCCUUGGAGGGAGAAAUCUAAAUCCGUGUAUGUACUUACUCACAGGGAAAACCAGUUAUGUACGAUGAAAACUCGUAGAAAUCGCAGUGAAGUAGAAACAGAGCUCGGACGCCUAUUUUCUAAUAGGGGAAAGUGGAGAAAUCAGUCCAAGCAGUCAGGAGUUAGCACUAAAUUUCAGAUGCUUGUUGAGGACAUCCAAGAGGGUGUGCUUGUAUUCGAAGAUGAAAAUGAAGCUGCAAGAUACUGCGAUUUGCUUCAAGGAGGAGGUCAAGAUUGUGAAGGUGUUGUCGAGAUAGAUGCCUCAUCUGUUUUCGAUCUGUGCUCUAAGAAUAGGGCGCUAGCAGUUUUGUUCCGUAGGGGAAUAACACCCCCUCGACCUGAAAGCCUUAAGCUUAACUUAUGGGCACGCAAGCGCUCCCUUGAAGACCAAGAGGAUUUCAUAUGA
This is a messenger RNA of Fraxinus pennsylvanica, 828 nucleotides long. The record is from the annotation of a GenBank genome assembly. Lineage: Eukaryota; Viridiplantae; Streptophyta; Magnoliopsida; Lamiales; Oleaceae.